AUGAGUAAGUUUAUUUACGUUCAUAUUUAUCGAAAAAAAUUAACGUACGCCCUAACGUUAACAAUAAUCGGUUCGAUUAUCUACGUUUUCUAUCAAAUAGCCGUUUUUUGGCAAAUUACUGAACCGCAACGGCCAAAUUACGAAAAUCUCGGAGUGAUAGUGAUGGGGAUUGACCCAAAAUUGCAGCAUUUUUACGAAAAAAACGAUGAUGUGAUAUUCCAGUGUAUAAAGAGUGGUGAAUUAAUUAGUUACGAUAAGAUUAACGACGAUUAUUGUGAUUGCUCGGAUGGGAGUGAUGAGCCGGGGACGAAUGCUUGCGGGAACGGAGAAUUUUAUUGUUUAUUUAGAGGAAAAUAUGGGAAAUAUCCACGAAAAAUUCCUUCGGAUAAAGUAAACGAUCGUGUUUGUGAUUGUUGUGAUGGAUCGGAUGAGUGGAAGCAUCAGGGUUUAUUAGCGUUAGAUGGAUAUAAAAUUUCCAAUAAGUUUAAAUUUGCUAGUUGUCCCAGAGUUUGUUUAAAUUUUAAUAAUUAG
Onthophagus taurus is the source of this 531-nucleotide messenger RNA. The record is from RefSeq and is a predicted model, not a curated record. NCBI's taxonomy places the organism in Eukaryota, Metazoa, Arthropoda, Insecta, Coleoptera, Scarabaeidae.